Saprolegnia parasitica CBS 223.65 is the source of this 672-nucleotide messenger RNA. RefSeq lists its product as hypothetical. The coding region runs from base 23 to 613 and encodes 196 amino acids. The record is from RefSeq and is a predicted model, not a curated record. The transcript has a single exon. NCBI's taxonomy places the organism in Eukaryota, Oomycota, Saprolegniomycetes, Saprolegniales, Saprolegniaceae.
CCCAGCCGGCGACAGUACGACCAUGAGCACGACGACUGUUCCGACGACCAAGGCGACGAAGACGGUCACGUGGGCGACGACGACGGUCCACGAGUUUGAGCUCGGCCACAGCCCGAGCAGCGUCCCCAGCACGGGUGGGCCUGGCCUUGGCCUCAUGGGCAAGCCAGUCGCGACGCACACGGCGCCUGUCGCCGACCGCCUCGGGUCGCCCCGCUCGCACGAAGAGCUGUACCUGGCGCCCAUGAAGCGCAUUGAGUGCCUCCGCGACCUCGGUUUCUCGAUUGACGAGAUUGCCGUCUUUUGCAUCGAGACCAACCAAGCGCGCACCGAGCGCCACGAGAGCGAGCAAGAGUACAUCCAGCAGAUGCGCCAGAAGCAAUACGAAGCACAAGUGAUGCGCCAGCACAUGAUGCAGCUCGAGAUGCAGCGCCAGCGUCAAUUGUACCUGCAGAUGCACUACCAGCUCCAGUACCAGAGCCAGCUGCCCGCGCAUCCCCGCUCGUCGUCGUCGUCGUCGUCCCGGGACGUCGAGCCCAAGGUGGCGUCGCGCCGCGACAUCCAUGUCAUCGACAACAAGCGCCGGCGUCUCUCGGUUGAGGCCAUGCUCAACUAGUGUCGGUCCUUUAUAGCGUAGGUUGAAGCUUAUUUAUUCACAUGUAGUUGUAGUAGUAC